AUGGCAAAAUCUGCACUUCUGGCAGCCUGCAUACCUUCCAUUCCGCUGAUGCCAACACCAACAUGGGCAGCCUGGAUCAUCGAGACGUCGUUAGCCCCGUCUCCAAUAGCAAGCAAUAGAGCCUUCUUCUUCCGCUUCACCAGACGCACAACCAGAGCCUUCUGCAGCGGAGAAACACGACAACAGAUCACAGCCUUACAGAGAACAGCAAUUUCAAGAAGCAGGUCUUCGAGAUCAGACUCCAAAGCAAAACCAAGCGAUUUUCCAUCAAUGACCAAGGCCAACGAGUUGAUGUCAUCUUGCGAUAAUUGGUUGCUACGCAAAAUCUCUGCUUUAUCAAGCAAAUUCUCUCUGGUUUCGCGUUUGGACUCCUCGUUCACAAUCAACAGGUUCAUGUCCUCACUGAGCAGCUUGCAACUCAUUCCAAUGUUGAUCGCAGUCUCCUGUCUGUCUCCGGUCAACACCCAGACCUUAAUUCCGGCCUCUUGA
Molecule: messenger RNA, 489 nt
Organism: Ogataea philodendri
Lineage: Eukaryota; Fungi; Ascomycota; Pichiomycetes; Pichiales; Pichiaceae
Exons: 1
Coding region: 1-489 (162 amino acids)
Source: RefSeq, a predicted model, not a curated record